This is a messenger RNA of Trypanosoma rangeli, 1029 nucleotides long. RefSeq names its product alpha-1,2-mannosyltransferase. The coding region runs from base 1 to 1029 and encodes 342 amino acids. The record is from RefSeq and is a predicted model, not a curated record. Gene Ontology annotation, molecular function: alpha-1,2-mannosyltransferase activity. Gene Ontology annotation, cellular component: Golgi apparatus; membrane. The transcript has a single exon. Gene Ontology annotation, biological process: cell wall mannoprotein biosynthetic process; protein N-linked glycosylation. NCBI's taxonomy places the organism in Eukaryota, Euglenozoa, Kinetoplastea, Trypanosomatida, Trypanosomatidae.
AUGUGGAUUUUUGCAGUAGAAGUCGUCUGCCUUGGGACGUGGAUUCUUCUUUCAGCGAUGGAAAGUCAUGACGAGGACAGGACCAGUGCAUCUUCACGAGUUUCUUCUAGUACUGCGGCAACACCAUCACAGGUGUCACGUAAUGUCGCUGCGACGUGCACAUCCGCCCUCCGCAAGAACAGCAACACAGACUCCAAAGUGAAUGGAGUUAUAUUGUUUCUUGCAGGAAAGAACGAGCCUUUUUUCUUGUCAAGGACACUUCCCCUGCUGGAGGCGCACUUUCUGGUAUACUUCUCGUAUCCAGUGCACAUUUUCCAUGAAGACAUGCCUGAACAGUGGCAAACGGCGAUACGGGACGCGAUACCUUCGGCUUGUCGGGUGAGCUUUGAGGACGUGGGAAGGUUCUGGCGUGAGUUACCUGAUGGUGUGACGGAAAAGCAGCUUGCCGCGUGGAUGCGAACGCCACCACAGCGAAGAUAUCAAGGACGAGGAUAUCGCAUCAUGUGCCGCUUUUGGGCAGGACUUGUGUGGCGACUGCCUUCCUUGGAUGUCUACGAGUAUUAUUGGAGGCUGGAUACGGAUUCUUACCUAACGUCACAUGUUCCAUGUGACGUAUUUAAGUUGAUGCAGGUAAACCACUGCGUCUAUGGCUAUAGAAGCAUUCGGGGUGAAAAUCCACGUGUUGUGUGGGAGCUUUGGCCAACAUUUCUGAAGUGGGCCAAAGCGGCUCUCUCUCCUGCAGAGUUAGCAGGGUUAACAGGAUUUGCUUUAAAUGCAAGUACCAAAAAAUAUGAAGGAGUUAUGUAUUACAACAAUUUUGAGCUUGGAGCGAUGAAAUUAAAACGUCAUCAGCUGUAUCAUUCCUUGUUUCAAUUCUUGGACACGGAGGAGCCACGUGGGAUAAUGCGCUAUCGCUGGGGCGAUGCACCGAUUCAUACACUUGCCGUGGAGACAGUGAUGCAGCAUGAAGGUUGGAAAAAGUGUCAGUUUGAUAAACGGUUUGCUGGAUACAUGCACGGGAAACGAUAG